GUUGCCUCAUGGUAUCGUUAUUCCUUGCCGGAUGUUUUUUUUGCUUACGUUUUUUUCACGUUCUGAAACAAUGCCAUCGAGUGCAAUUGUCACACACGCGCGCGUGUCAUACCUCGCUGAUAAAGAGAGAGAAAUUGUCUCAUUAUUGCAGUUUGAAAAUUAUAACCUUCAACAGUCACAUGUGGAAAAACCGUUAUGGUUAAUUGGUUCAACGAAGAACCAAAAGCGUAUGAAAAAUAUAACGCCUACAUUCAUUGCCUGGGAAAUAAAUAUCAUUUUACGCACUGAACAUUUUUCAUUUUGCUGGAAUAUGAGUAUUUUCACACAGUGGAUGAACCCAAUAAAUGGUAUUAUAACAUGGGAAGAAAAACACUCAGACUAUGAUUACCACCAAGAAGUUGCCAGAUCAGCGUUUGCUGAUAUGUUGCAUGACAAAGAAAGGAAUAAAAAGUAUUAUGCUGCCCUAAAAGCUGCUAUUGACAAAAAGCACAAAAAUGGGGAAAAAGCAAAUGUAUUGGAUAUUGGAACUGGAACUGGAUUAUUGUCAAUGAUGGCUGCUAAAUGUGGUGCUGACUCCGUCAUUGCUUGUGAAGCUUUCAAACCAAUGGCGCAAUGUGCAGCAACAAUAAUUAGAGAGAAUGGAUUUGAAAAAAUGAUCAAAUUAAUACAAAAACGCUCAACGAAUUUAACUGUCGGAGAGAAUGGUGAUCUGCCACAGCGGGCUAAUAUUUUAGUUACAGAAGUGUUCGAUACAGAGUUGAUUGGAGAAGGUGCACUUUCAACUUUUCACCAUGCUCAUCAAUUCUUACUAGAAGAAAGCAGUAUUGUCAUACCGAGUAAAGGCACAAUUUGGGUUCAAAUCAUUGAGAGUUCGACAGUGAAAGCGUGGAACAAAAUAAGUCCCAUUCGACAUAAAGACAAUAAAACUCUCUUUUUUGAAACAAAUUCUUGUAUGGAUUAUUGCAGUGGAACAGCUACUGUGCAUGAUUUACAACUGAGCUGUAUAUGUCAUGAUUCAUUUACAUCUCUACUACCACCAGUACCCAUUUUUCAGUUUGAUUGGUCUGGAAAAGUUCCUUUGCUGUUUAAUGAAACUUCUUCUGUUCGGGUGAAACCAAUCGUAACCGGUACAGCGCAUGCAGUAUUUAUGUGGUGGGAAUUGCAAAUGGAUACUGAUGGAGAGAUCAGUCUUAGUUGUGCGCCAGUUUGGGAACAUCCCAAUGUCAAAGCAGAAAUAAAGAAAGGUGUUGAUCUUGCCGUAUUAGUCGAGAAGAUACCUUGGCGAGAUCAUUGGAUGCAAGCCAUUUACUACUUACCUAUGGAAACUUCACUACAAAUAGAUCAAGAAGUCACUCUUAUAGGAUGUCACGAUGAAUAUUCCUUUUGGUUCAGCAUGAAAGAUGAUUCAGAAUUAGAACCUAUGGACUUUGAAAGACCCAUUUGUACUUGCUGCCUACAUUUAUCACACUCCAGAACUCGAAUUGGUCAAUUGAACGAUAAAAGUAGAAAUAAUAAGUAUUUAGAAGUUUUGAAAAAGAAGAUCAAUUUUAAUACCACCUGCCUAUGUUUGUCAGACGGAUCAUUAUUGGGAAUAAUGGCUGCCAGACUCGGCGCUAAAGAAGUUAUAAUAUUGGAACCAAAUUUUUUAUCACGUAAAACAAUGGAAAUGUUCGUAGAGGCAAAUUAUUUGUCAAAGCAAGUACAAAUUAUCGAUUCCUUAGAAAAUUUUCCAAUAAAGAAAAAAGUGGAUAUAGUCUUCGGUGAACCAUCCUUUAUCACGUCCAUUCUUCCAUGGCAUAAUUUAAGAUUCUGGUAUCUUAGUUCGAGUUACUUUGUUGGUGCAGAAAAAUUUCCAAUAAGUGCGGCAAUACGAGGUGUUGCAAUGGAUUUUAAAGAUUUACAUAAGAUUAGAUCACCUCUUGGCAUCUGCGAAGGCUUCCAUUUAUCCACUUUUGAUAAAUUUGUACAGGAUUCCUGUGAAAAAAGUGAUUCACCAGUAGAAGCGCAACCUUUGUGGGAAUAUUUCGGACGUGCUCUUAGUUCAACAUUUAAUUUAGCAAGUUUUGACUUGACUAAAAAUGUAAACUCUGAAUAUCAUGUAUCUAUUUCUGGCAGUACUCGUUUUGAAGUGGAUGGAUUGUGUAAUGGCAUAGCCCUGUGGAUGGACUGGAAACUUGAUGAGGAUAUAAGUAUCUGUUCAGGGCCACUUCAACCGGUGCAAGCAGGAGCUUCAGUGAUUUGGGACCCAUAUACGAAGCAAGGUGUUUAUUUACUUGAAAGCGCUAAACGCAUCAAAUCCGUGGACAAGCUUUGCUGGACUUUCGACUUCACUCCAAAGGAAGGACUCAUGAAGUUCGAUUUUUGCAUUAUGGAUGCACCUAAAGAACAUUCGGUUUAAAACAUUUUUAAUAAAAAGGAAACGUCUUAGUACUUUAAAUAUUUAUUGAAAAAAAACCACUCGAAAAACUUCCAAAAGAGACUCCUUUGCUUUUAGAAUUCCUCCGCACCAGAGUUUUUUCUAACAAAUUAAGAAAGUUAAAGAGAGUCCUAAAUCUGAAUAAUUGAGGUGACGGAUGCAACAACUCGACAAGCGCUCGGAACCGCGAAGAAGUAUUGUCAACUUGGGAAAAUCUGUAGAUUAAAAAAAGUGGCCAAAACAUAAAAUAAAAUAUACCAUCGUAUUUAGUUUGGUGCGAACGAUAAAUUUUUCUAAUGAAACUUUUUCAUUUGACAAUUGUUGCUCAAGAUAUACAAUAAAAACUUAGAAAAUUUUCCGAUUAAAAAUCCAUGUUGUAUGAAACAUAACUCACGAUUAUUCGGCUGUUUGUUGAAAAAAAUGCUUAAAAUUUGUAUGGUGUAUUCUUAAUAUGUAAGCGGGGAUUACAAUCAACGCACUUUGUUCAAAAAAAAUAAUGUGUUAGCUUUUUUAAUAACAAAUUAAUUCCGAACGAAAACCACGUUUCGCCAACUUCGACCGGUGGGGAGGUCAUCGAAGAAAUUUUAUUUGAAACCACAUAUCGCGAGAUAAAUGUUUACUAGACUUUGAGACACUUUUCCUAAAAAUUUGAAGAAAAUCGGUCAAAAACUGUGCAAAUGCCAGCGAGUUAAAGUCAACACACGCUUCCGCUGGAGCGCUCCGGUUAUCGACCUUCGUUACUUUAUGUGGCGUUUCGCAAAUGACUUUGGAGUUUUCAAAACAAGUGAAUGCCCAACUUGAAGAACUGGUGUUUUUUAUAAUCAGUUUGCUUAUAGUACACAAAUAUUUAAUAAGCCCAAAAAUAUGAUCUUUUCCUUAUUUAUUUCGUCGAGAAUAAUAUUUUUAAUUCAAUUCUGUGAUGCGCAGGAAAGCAUAAGUUGUUUAGAAUAAAAUGUCCCAUUGUCCAUCGCAAAAAUGUCCAACAAUGAACAUAUUGAAACUGAUCGUUAAAGAACACGCAAAACGGACAAAUA
This is a messenger RNA of Belonocnema kinseyi, 3450 nucleotides long. RefSeq names its product protein arginine N-methyltransferase 7 (gene Art7). NCBI's taxonomy places the organism in Eukaryota, Metazoa, Arthropoda, Insecta, Hymenoptera, Cynipidae. The record is from RefSeq and is a predicted model, not a curated record. The transcript has 10 exons. The coding region runs from base 32 to 2398 and encodes 788 amino acids. Gene Ontology annotation, molecular function: protein-arginine N-methyltransferase activity. Gene Ontology annotation, biological process: peptidyl-arginine methylation.